Paraglomus occultum is the source of this 359-nucleotide messenger RNA. The record is from the annotation of a GenBank genome assembly. Lineage: Eukaryota; Fungi; Glomeromycota; Glomeromycetes; Paraglomerales; Paraglomeraceae.
AUGGAUUACAACAGUGAAGCUAAUCAAUACAAUAUGGAGAUGGAUGAUAAUGAGAAUGUAGAUAAUAUGGAAGAAGAAAAUCAAACGUCAAAAGAUAAGGGUCUAGAUGAAGAGGGGUUUGAGGAUGAUGACUCUGAUGAGGAAGAUGUUAAAGCUAUCGAUUCGAAUAACCAAGGUCAAUUUAAGGAUGGUGCUCAGAAUAUGAAUGAUACCAUGCAAAACGAAGAACAGCUUUUUAUAAAAUCUGAAGAAAAAUACGAAUACAAUCAGCGACCUUCAUAUAUUAGCUCUACCAAUAAACUAUGUAAAGACACAGAAUCACUUAAAGGGCCACAAAAGUCUGUCAAGACAGAAUCCGA